Molecule: messenger RNA, 6245 nt
Organism: Thamnophis elegans (Western terrestrial garter snake)
Lineage: Eukaryota; Metazoa; Chordata; Lepidosauria; Squamata; Natricidae
Gene: LONRF2
Product: LON peptidase N-terminal domain and ring finger 2
Exons: 12
Coding region: 498-2852 (784 amino acids)
Biological process (GO): protein ubiquitination
Molecular function (GO): protein binding; ubiquitin-protein transferase activity
Source: RefSeq, a predicted model, not a curated record
CCGGACGGCGGGCCGACCUCUCUCCGGCCACGCACGUGCGCUGCGGCUGGCGGAGGGCAUGUGCGCCCUGCUCACCAGGCUGGAGACUGGGCGGGCUCAGUAGGGCGGUGCUGCCCUCCGUCGGGGAGGAUGAGUUAUACAACGGCUCGGAGUUGCAUAAGCGCCCGAGCCCAGAAAUAGUCGCGGUCGCCUGCUCGAGUGGCUCCAGGGAGGGAGCGCGCGCCGUCCGAUUCCUCCUCCCCCUGACCCCCGUCUCCACCGCCGGGGACCGCCCGAAGCAGGGCUGGCGGCGCUCCUGAGUGGCCCAGCCCUCUAGCGCGAGGGUCCGAGGCCGGGCUGGGCCGUGGACGGAGGCGAUGGAAGGCUACGCUGGGACGAUUCCCCGCGCCGCCUGCCUUCGCGGAGCCUGACUUCGACCAUGGAGCCAUAGCAGCCGCAGCCCCCCGCUGCUGCUGCCGCCGCCGCCGCCACACCCACUUGGCUUCCUGGCAGCGACAAUGGAGCUGGGGCCGGCCGCGCAACAGUAUCCCCACCAUCCCCAGGCCCUGUCGGGUGGAGGUCCCUGCCCGGAGAUGCUGCAAGUGGCCGAGGAAGCUUUCCGAGGCGGGCAAUUCGCGCUGGCGGCCGAAAUCCUGAGCUCGCAGCUGGCCGAUCUGCCGCAGCCUGAGCGGGGCCUGUGCCUCCGCCAAGGGGACGCGCUGGCCCGCGCGGGGCGCAUGGCCGAAGCCUUGGACUCGUACAGCGUCGCCGCUAGAUUGGCCCGCUUGCGUCCCGAGGAGUUACGCGAGCUAACCGAGAGUUUCGCCCUCCUCGUCCGCGACAAGGAGCUGCGGCUGCCUCCCUGGCAGGGCCCUGGGAACGGCGGGGGAGCCUCGGAGGCGGCUGACCCGCUGGGGGACCCCGCUUGCUGCCGCCCUCCGGAGCCGCUCUGCUGCCCUUCGUGCCUGCGUCUCCUCCACGAGCCGGUGACUCUGCACUGCGGGCACACCCACUGCAAGCGCUGCGCCCGGAGCGGCGGCGAGCAGUGUGUCCGCUGCGCCGUCCGGCGUCCCGUCUCCGCCUGUGCCUCUUCCGCGGCCCCCAGCGCGGCCGGACCAACCCCCGCCGACCUCCGCGUCAAUGUGGUGCUGGGCAGUUUGCUGGAAAAAUGGUUCCCGGCCGAGAACAGAGCUCGCCGGCUGUGUGCCGAAGGGGAUGCCUUGCGGGAGAAGCAGGAUCUGGCGGCCGCUUUGGAGAAGUACAACCAGGCCCUUGAACUCGCUUCUUGUAAAUGUUGGUUAAUAGCACAACGGGCAGAACUUUGUAUAGCUAUGAAGAAUUAUCAAAAAGCCCUUCAUGAUGCAGAAAUACUGUGUCAGAAUAAACACCAUUGGCCUAAGGGUCAUUAUGUCAAAGCACAAGCUCUUUCUGGAUUAGGAAGGAUUGAAGAAGCAUUGAAGGAAUUUCUUUAUUGUGUUGCCUUAAACCCUGAGUGGAACUCAAUGAAGAUGGAAGCCCAAAAGAUAAUGUGUGAGAUGUUUUUUCCAGCAUUUGAAAAUGUUCCUGAUAGUUUAACAACACCUUUUUGUAAUCGGCCCUUUUACACAAGAUUGAAACCUGCAUUUCUAAGUAGCAUAAAUACACAGUCUUCUAGUGAAGAUGGGCCAACAGCAGAGAGCUCAAAGGAGGCCAUGUUGAGGUUAACAAGAAAUCCUUCCCAAGAGAAUGAUGUCUAUCACUGUAUUGAUUCUUCAAUUUCCCAUCAUGACUUCUACUUUGAAGAGAAUACGAAAACAUUAGGAAAAGUCCUCUCCAGCCUACCCAGUGCAAACUUGAAAAGAAAAUUUUCUGCUGAUGGGAGAGACUUUCAGAAUCUGGAUGUUCCUAGCAAAAUUCAUAGAAAAGAUGGAGAUGCUGCUUGUGGAAACUCAGCUUCCCUUCCCAUAAAAGAGAUUCCUACAAAUCUUAUGGAUCCAUCUGACUUUGAGUGUUCCCUUUGUAUGAGGUUAUUCUACGAGCCUGUCACUACUCCUUGUGGGCAUACGUUCUGCCUCAAAUGCCUUGAACGUUGUCUGGAUCAUAAUCCUCACUGUCCGCUUUGUAAAGAAAAGCUCUCAGAUUUUUUAGCAAGUCGAACUUACAAAAAGACCAUCCUUACUGAAGAAUUAAUAGUUCGCUACUUUCCAGAAGAAUUAUCUGAAAGGAAAAAGGUUUAUGAAGAAGAAAUGAAGGAAUUAUCAAAUCUAAAUAAAGAUGUUCCCAUUUUUGUAUGUACCAUGGCUUUCCCUACCAUUCCUUGUCCUCUUCAUGUCUUUGAGCCCCGUUAUCGAUUAAUGAUAAGAAGAUGCAUGGAAACAGGCACUAAACAAUUCGGCAUGUGUUUAACUGAUGAACUGAAAGGAUUUGCAGAUUACGGCUGCAUGUUGGAAGUCAGGGAUGUGAAGUUUUUCCCUGAUGGGCGUUCAGUCGUUGAUACAGUUGGUAUUCGACGUUUUAGGGUCUUAAGCCAUGGUCAGCGAGAUGGAUAUAAUACUGCAAACAUUGAAUAUUUGGAAGACAAAAAGGUUGAAGGGGCAGAGUAUGAAGAGCUGGUCCGCAUUCACGAUUCCGUUUAUGAUCAAGCUGUGUCCUGGUUUACUUCUCUUAAAGACAAUAUGAAAGCACAAAUUUUAAACCAUUUUGGACCAAUGCCAGGGAAAGAACGUGAGCCGCAGAGUAAUCCCAGUGGCCCAGCUUGGUACUGGUGGCUUUUGGCAGUAUUACCACUAGAGAACAGAGCCCAAUUGGCCAUUCUUGCCAUGACUUCACUUAAAGAUCGUCUCAUUGCCAUUCGCCGCGUAUUAAUAUUUGUGACCCGCAAAAGACCUAGAUGACACAGUCUUAUUUGUGAAGAUACACUGAAAACAACUGGUUUCUAAUGCUAAUAAGAAAACAAUUGGCAACUGAACAGUUUUUCCCUCUGCUCAUUUACGCAUUCAUUCUUCUUUGCACUCACUGGACUCAAUAGUUAAUCAUGUAUACUGUGCCUCUUGUCCUGGAAUAAUCUGAGCCUUUUGGAAGUUAUGCCACAACAGAGCAUACAGUAGUUGCAGGCAUCAACUGAGUACAUAAUCGCCAUCUACUCAUAGACAACUGAGUCAGAAGUACUAAAAUAUCUACAAAUCCCCAGUUGACAUUUUUAUUUCUUUGUAGAAACAGACUUGGAGUAGUGGAUUAGAAACUGAGGAUAUGCAUUGUCAGAAUUAUCCUUGUGGUAGUCAGUUGAAAAGAAAUUCUUAAAUGUUCUUCUGGAAGAAAGCACCAAGGGCAACUUUGUAUCUGCAACAUGUGGACAGAAAUAUCAGAAGUAAAUGGGAUUGCCAGGAUAAAAUGUUCCACUUCCAAAUAACACUGUCCAAAAGAGUAUCUGAUGAACAGCUUUGUGGUUGGUUAUAAACCAAUUCCUUGUGUUUGUAAUUUGCAUGCUGUAUGUAUUGAGAAAACUGUUUCAUAAUAUAUCUAAGAAGAUUGAGUCAUUCUUCCUUCCCAAGCCCCCCUCCCUUCAGAAUGACAUCAGGAACCUACAGCAAGGAGUUACCUGUGGAGAGUCCUGUAGUUGGGACAUGGAACUAAGAGCCUCUCAUAGUGGACAUAAUUGUGUCUUAGGGAAAGCUUCUCUCUGCCAUUAAAUACUUGAGAUUGCGAAGCUCCGUGGCUGGAUCAUGGCCAGCGUAUUUAGUGUAUAUCUACACUGUUAAUUUCAAGCUCUUCAGCGAUUAUCUUACUAAAGGCUGUUGAAAAAUCGAAUCACCAUUUCAAUUUUAUCCUUCUAGUUUUGUCUGGAAGUAACACUUAAAUAAAAACCAUCUUUACUCACAACUGCCAUAACCAGCCUAAUAGGUUCUUCUACGAAAACUUAGUUAGAUAUACUUUUGAAAACCAAAACCUUAAUAUUACUUGUUAUGUACCGAAUACUGUUCGUGCUUGAAAUUCUUGCUGACAUAAAAGGAGACACAAAUGGAAUCCUGUACUGCAAAUUUCAAUGCAAGUUUAAAUUAGAUGUAAAUAUAUCUGUAUUAUUAUGUCUUCGUAUAUGUGGUUAACUUUUAAAAAAUGGUCAAAUUAUUGGAAAUAGUUUAGUAGUUUAGUUGUAAACAUGAAACAGCAAAUCAGUAUUGCUAAUUCAAACUGCUGGGAUCUCUGAAUUUCCGGAAACAAACGAACAGAACAGGAAACUAAUAAUAGUUUUGGUUUUAGAACAUAGUACAAAGACAUAGCAAGGUAAAAGAUAUCGGUUGUAAAAAAAAAUAAUCUGGCAAGAAACUAAUGACAAUACCAAAUUAUUUCAAAAGUGCCUCCUUUAUGAAUUAGAAACAGCAUGUGCUCUUUGGACAAAGGCAUAGAAAUUUCAUAUUCAGGAAGUCUAAUCAUCAAAAAGACUGCUUUUAGUAAGUGCUAUAAUUGGUGUGGUAUUGGAAGAUUGUCUAAAAAAUCUUGACCAGAUAGCAGUUUCCUAAGACUGAUCAACACAGCCUGAAUGUACUGUAAUUGCUUCUUCUUGGAAUUCAUCUUUUGUAGUUAAGUAUUGACCUGUGACUGCUCUUUCAAUUGUUAACUGUGCAACUUGCAAAUGAAGCUCUAAUAAUUUCUGCCAUAGCCUUCCUGCAAGUUCUUUACUAGAGUUUGUAGAUUCUCUUUCAAGUAUUUUUUAAAAGUUUGCACCUGGUCCUGGCUGACCUCGGUUGAUCUUGAAUACUAAACAAAGUCAGUUCUCAUUACUAUUUGGAUGGGAAAUCAUCUGGCAUCUCUAAAGCUGUAUGUGAGACCAGGAAAUUGAAUUUUUUUUAAAAAAAACAUGCCAGAAGGAGGCCAUGGCAAACCACUUCAGUAUCAUGCCAGGAACAUCACAUGAAUUUCUCCAGGUAGUUACCAGAAGUCAAGCAUGAUAUUACCUCUUUCAACAUUGAAGCCAGAGAGAAGGAGGUUCUCACUCUGUUCUCCUUUCUAUCCAUUACCUGGGUGCUAUCACACUUUCCUUCAACACAGCUGUCUUCCUGUUCAUUCACUGGACUCUAAAAGCUUCCAAGUUUUAUCAAGAAAGAGGUAUUUCAAAAUGAACCCUAGUGGGUUUUUUUGCAGGGAACUUGGACCAUCUUCAUUAUUUUUCACAGUUUUAGCUGUGAUUGCUUGGACUGUCUCUGGCAAGAUUUGGGCUCACCUCUUGGUUUUCUCUUUCUCUUUUCUAUUUUUUGUUCUAAGUUACUGUUUUGGCACUUCCCGUUUUGAGGCAGAAUUCUAUAUACUAUCCCUGGGAUUCCCCUCUAAUCUUUUGGAUGAGGAAUUUUAUGAGAGGCUUCAGUAUGGUACUUUUGUGCUUUAAAAUCAAAAGCCAGGCUGAUGAGCUUUUCAGCCAUCAGAAUUGGUCACAUCAGCAGGAAUAUUAACAUAAGUAUAUGAUGAAAGCCAAAAAAAUUAUGUUCUUUCACUUAGGCUGAUCAAUCUGGCAAUUUAGAGAACUUUAUGCUUUGCAGAAAUAAUAUUCAGAACAUACUUUUAUUGAGUAUAAUAGGUCUGCAAAGGCAUCCCAGCUACUCCUGUAAAAAGCAAACACAAAAACCUGAAAUUCGUAAUAGGUUUGCAUCCAAAUAAUAGGUGAAGCUUAGACCAUUUUAAAUUUCACCACUCAUGAAAUAUUUGCUACAGUGGCCUUUAUCUACUGUUUUCAAAUAUCCCUUUUUCUUUCAGUUGCUAAGGGUGCUUUGGGAUUUUGAUAAGCUGAUAAUCAGCAGAUUUCUGCGCUCUGAUUCAUGCUGCAGUUCAUUUUCAAUGAAAAGGAAUAAGAUUUGUUCAGAAAACUGUAUGCAUUAGUCAUACAGUGCCUUGCAUAACUGAAGGUCUGGUGUUGGGUAGCGCCUUAAUUUUGCAGCACUAGAAUGAUUGUAUCAACAAAGCACCAUAAAAACAAAAUCUGGCACUCAUGACCAGUUUUUUAAAAAUAUUUAAUGUAGAUAAAACUUGAAACAAAUAUACUCAUGUUUUGAAACUAAUUAACAUGUGUAUGUGGAUAAGUGUAGAUCAUUGUACAUAUGUGUAAAUAUAAAUUAUUCCUUACUUUUUAUACUUAGUAAAACAAAAGUCAGGUAUGUGUUACAGCUAUGUUUGGCACUUCGUUGCAUAAAACCAAACUUUUUUUAAAAAAAUUGCUGCAAUGUUCUUUUUGUGUAUAUUUGGAAUAUUCAUGGGAAAAUGUAUUUAAGUGACAUUUCAAAUAAAUAAUUUCGGUUUGC